AUGUCGUCAAACAGUAUAGAUAACAUUGAUAGUGAUAUUUUUUUGUCUAUGUCAUCCAGUGAUGAUAGUUUCCACAGUACAUCAUUCCUUCCACUUAAUGUUUCCCUUGAUUCCUAUUUCUCAGACUGUCUGAAAACAUUUAAUGUUAUCCAUAUAAAUGCUCAAAGCAUUCCGGCUCACUUUCCCGAUAUGCUUGCGUCUUUUGAGUCCCGUAAUUUACACGCUAUCCUAGUAUCUGAGUCCUGGCUAAAAACUUGUUUACCCUCAACAUCUUAUUCACUGCCGGGUUUUCGACUUAUCCGCAAUGACCGCGUUGGUAGGGGAGGUGGUGGAGUAGCGAUCUAUCUUCGAUCUUACAUUCCUUUCUCUAUAGUUAGUUCGUCUGCACAACCUCCACUACCCGAUGCGGCUGAACACUUGCUUGUGGAAGUUCUUCUAUCCCACACAAAAAUUCUUCUUGGUGUAUUUUAUUGCCCACCCUCUGUUUCUAAUUACUUUCAUUCUUUUGAAACGUUAUUAGAGAAAGUAGUUCCGUUAUACAGCCAUUCUAUUAUUAUGGGAGAUUUUAACACGUGCCUGCUCAAGGAUGACUUUCGCAGCAAGAAAUUAAUAACUGCAGCGGAAUCUUGUAGUUUGUCUAUCCUGCCCCUUGCAGCUACACAUAACUCUCCUGGUUGUACUCCCUCUCUUCUUGACCUGAUAAUGGUUUCCUCUACGGAUUUCGUCUUCAAGCACGGUCAGUGCCCGGCUGAUGCCUUUUCAUAUCAUGAUUUGAUUUUUCUCUGCUAUACAAUUCGUCCUCCUAAAUCAAAAUCUAGAAUAAUUCUGCAACGUAACUUUGGAGGGAUUGACAAGAGUCGCCUUUGUGAGGAUGCUAGUCGUCUUGAUUGGACUGCUGUCACUGAUGUCGACUCUAUUGAUCAAAAGGUAGAGGUUUUUAACACUCUGAUUACGCAGCUGUAUGACACGCAUGCUCCAGUAAGACCUAUAAAGGUAAAACACCUGCCGGCACCAUGGUUGUCUGAUGAUUUAAAAGUGUCAAUAAAUAGAAAGAACGCCGCUAAAUAUAAAUAUAAAGUUAAUAACUCUGAGAACAACCGUGUCAAAUAUUGUAAAUUACGAAAUCGCUGUAAUACACUGUGUAGAGAUGCUCAACGACGCCACAUUCACAAGUCAGUCGAAAAUUGUGAUACCACUAAAACAUGGAAAUUUCUUGAGUCCCUCGGAGUUGGUAGAUCAUCCAACAAAAAUUCUAUUAAUUUUGAUAUCGAUCUCCUGAAUCAGCAUUUCUCUACUUCUGAUACUAUCGAUAGUGUCAAUAAAGUAAAUACACUUAGACUUCUUUCUUCUACCUCAACUCCAGACUUUCCUCCCUUUAACUUCGUGCCUUUCACCGAAUGUGAUGUUAAGAAGAGCAUAACAUUAAUCGCUUCGAAUGCUGUCGCGAAUUUCCUGAUGCAUGGAAAAAUGCUCAGAUAA
Molecule: messenger RNA, 1479 nt
Organism: Pararge aegeria (speckled wood butterfly)
Lineage: Eukaryota; Metazoa; Arthropoda; Insecta; Lepidoptera; Nymphalidae
Exons: 2
Coding region: 1-1479 (492 amino acids)
Molecular function (GO): catalytic activity
Source: RefSeq, a predicted model, not a curated record